AUGUUAUUCCUUGUAUUACUAACUAGUUUCAUUCGCCAGAGCUGGAAUCUCGGUGUCGCGUUCUUGUGCUUUUGGCUCUUAUUGGACAAUCUAACUCUGGGCAUCAAUUCCAUCAUAUGGUCGGAUAAUGCAGACGUCAAGCUGUACGUGUAUUGCGAUAUCGUCUCGCAUAUGCAACUCAUCACUUUCACCGUCAAGCCCAUGGCAACCUUGAUCCUCACUCGUCGUCUGUAUCUCAUCACCACUCUACGUCGCGUGGAACUCUCCUGUAAGGCCACGGACCGUGCGGUCGAGUGGAUACUCGGGUUAGUGAUCCCUGUCCUCGUUGCAGGGCCUCUCUACUUUGUGGUUCAAGGGCUUCGAUUUCAGGUGGACGAGGCAGUCGGAUGCAGAAACUCUACCGAUGGCACUAUACUCAGCAUCUUACUCAUAUCUGCGCCAAGCGUGAUACCUCCCCUGAUGUCCAUCUUCGUGUACUAUCCGCAUAUCGUUUCAAUCUUGUAUAGCCACAGUCGGGAGCUUGACGGCUUUCUUCAGAGCAACAACUCGGUCUCGCGCACCAGCUACUUUCGCAUUCUGGCUCUGGCAAGCAUCGACCUGGUGCUUACGCUGCCUAUCGGCAUCGUGUCCAUCGUCUUGGAUGCAAUCGAGUCGUCGCAGAAUGGGCCCAUACCCUUCUAUAAUGGUUGGACGGACGAUCAUCAAGACUGGACGCCGAAGAGCUUCCCUUAUCCGGAGAUCGUGGCCCGAGGACCCUCCACGGUUGCCCUGGUCUACUUCGGCCAGUGGACUUCUCCCGUCCUCGCAUUCGUGAUAUUUGCCCUCUUGGGUGCCACGGAGGAAGCGUGCGCAUCAUAUCGCCGCAUUAUCUCCUUGUUUGGUGGCCGGUGUGGUUGGGGAUGGUCAUCACGAAUGCGCAUCGCACCCUCGCUUCCGAGGAACGUGGAGUCCGGUGAACUGGGUCUUGAAGAGCGCCGAAACUGCAUCGAUCCCGACAUUGGAGUGCUUGAUCAGGCCGCUGAGAGCGGGGCUACCAGAAGCGAUGUUAAAAGCGGCUCGGAUAAGGACGAGCUGCGAGAAGCACCGAGGUAUACCAGCAAUAUGACUCGGGCAGACGCAGAGCGUCAGGCAGGCUUCGAACAUGCCCCGGUAGAAAUAUAA
This is a messenger RNA of Peniophora sp. CBMAI 1063, 1161 nucleotides long. NCBI's taxonomy places the organism in Eukaryota, Fungi, Basidiomycota, Agaricomycetes, Russulales, Peniophoraceae. The record is from the annotation of a GenBank genome assembly.